Ctenopharyngodon idella (grass carp) is the source of this 4756-nucleotide messenger RNA. RefSeq names its product dishevelled associated activator of morphogenesis 1a (gene daam1a). Gene Ontology annotation, molecular function: small GTPase binding; actin binding. Gene Ontology annotation, cellular component: stress fiber. The transcript is spliced from 26 exons. NCBI's taxonomy places the organism in Eukaryota, Metazoa, Chordata, Actinopteri, Cypriniformes, Xenocyprididae. The record is from RefSeq and is a predicted model, not a curated record. Gene Ontology annotation, biological process: actin cytoskeleton organization. The coding region runs from base 381 to 3587 and encodes 1068 amino acids.
GUGUGUAGACGGAGCACUUAUUCAGACUCUGAGCUCAAGCUUACAGUUGUAGUCAGAUAUUAAAAUAUUCAAACUGCUUAUACUGUAAAUCCAGUGGAGAAUUAAACCCGAGGCUGUGCUUUUUCAAAGAGUGCUUCUUUGUGUUGCUCUUGUGGAGUAGAGGGAGUUUCAUCAGCUAUUUCAGGACCAGCUCUCUGAUUUGAUGGUGAGAGAUGUAUGAGCCGUUGCGGUCUGCGUGCUUCCCACACCGCAGCAUUCAGGGCUGAGAUCAACACGGCUCUCGCUGCCUGGAUUUCACGCGACAAUGUGCUCUUGAUGUGCCUUUCUGCCAGGGGGUCGUAGCUGAAGCGAGACACAUUUGACUGGCUGGGGCUCUAGCCAUGAUGGCCCCACGUAAGCGAGGAGGGCGGGGCCUGUCAUUCCUCUGCUGCUGUCUAAAGGGGCAGGACCAUCCCGAGAUCACCUACCGCCUCCGCCAUGACAGCAACUUCACACUGCAAACCAUGGAGCCCACCCUGCCCAUGCCCCCCACCGAGGAACUGGAUGCCAUGUUCACUGAACUGGUGGAUGAGCUGGAUCUCACAGAGAAACAUAGAGAGGCCAUGUUUGCCCUUCCUGCUGAGAAGAAAUGGCAAAUCUACUGUAGCAAGAAAAAGGAACAGGAAGAGAAUAAGGGGGCGACCAGCUGGCCUGAAUUCUACAUCGAUCAGAUAAAUUCUAUGGCUGCUAGGAAGUCCCUGCUGGCCUUGGAGAAGGAGGAUGUGGAGGAGAGGAAUAAGACCAUAGAGAGCUUGAAAACAGCCCUCCGCACACAGCCAAUGAGGUUUGUGACACGCUUCAUAGACCUCGAUGGACUGACGUGCAUCUUGAACUUCCUGAAAACGAUGGACUACGAGACCACCGAAUCUCAGAUCCACACCUCACUCAUUGGCUGCAUUAAAGCCCUGAUGAACAACUCUCAGGGACGUGCCCAUGUACUCGCACAUUCAGAAAGCAUCAACAUUAUCGCUCAGAGCUUGGCCACCGAGAACAUCAAGACCAAAGUGGCCGUUCUGGAGAUCAUGGGUGCUGUUUGCUUGGUGCCAGGAGGACACAAGAAAAUCCUGGAAGCCAUGAUGCACUAUCAGAAGUUCGCUUGUGAACGGACGCGAUUUCAGACCCUUCUAAAUGACUUGGACAAGAGUACGGGCCGCUACAGAGAUGAGGUGAACCUCAAGACGGCAAUCAUGUCCUUCAUCAACGCGGUCCUCAGUCAAGGAGCAGGGGAGACCAGUUUGGAGUUCAGAAUUCAUUUGCGGUAUGAAUUUCUAAUGCUGGGCAUCCAACCAGUGAUUGAUAAAUUGCGGUCCCAUGAAAACUCCACGUUAGAUCGGCAUUUGGACUUCUUUGAGAUGCUACGAAAUGAAGAUGAAUUAGCCCUAGCUAAGCGGUUUGAAAAUGUUCAUAUAGACACUAAAAGUGCCACUCAGGUGUUUGAUCUCAUCCGGAAGAGGAUAAACCACACGGACGCCUUCCCGCACUUUAUGUCUGUCUUACAGCACUGUCUUCAUAUGCCUUACAAAAGAACUGGGAACACUGUGCAGUACUGGCUCCUUCUCGAUCGAAUUGUCCAGCAGAUUGUCCUACAGAACGAUAAGGGUCAUGACCCCGAUGUGGCUCCCCUUGAGAACUUCGACGUGAAGAACGUGGUGCGAAUGUUAGUCAAUGAGAACGAGGUGAAACAAUGGAAAGAACAAGCGGAAAAAAUGAGAAAAGAGCAUAAUGAACUUCAGCAGAAGCUGGAAAAGAAAGAAAGAGAGUGUGAUGCAAAAGCCCAAGAGAAAGAAGAAAUGAUGCAAACACUCAAUAAGAUGAAAGAGAAGCUGGAGAAGGAGAGCAGUGAACAUAAGCUUGUUAAGCAGCAAGUGGCUGACCUUUCUGCCCGGCUACAUGAGAUGAGUAAUAGGACAAAUAUCCCAGGCGGCCCCCCUCUCGUCCCAUUGGCCCCUGGUAGCAUCCCACCUCCACCACCAGGUCUAGCUGGCAUUCCUCCUCCACCACCUCCAGGUGGAGCACCACCACCCCCUCCCCCUCCCCCUGGUGGACCGCCACCUCCACCAGGCCUGCCUGGCUUUGGUGCUCCUCCUCCCAUUGGAGGUCUUCUGGGCUCCACGCUGAAGAAAAAGAACAUCCCUCAACCGUCCAAUCCGCUUAAGUCUUUCAACUGGACCAAACUCAGUGAAAAUAAACUGGAAGGGACAUUGUGGCUGGAAUUGGAUGAAAUCAGAGUUUUCAAACAAUUGGACUUGGAGGAUAUUGAAAAAACAUUCUCCGCUUACCAGAGACAGCAGGACUUUCUGUUCAAUAACUUUAGACAGAAAGAAUCAGAGGAUGACACUGUCACUUCUAAAAAGGUCAGAGAAUUGUCUGUCAUCGAUGGUCGCCGUGCACAAAACUGCAACAUCCUUCUCUCCAAGUUAAAACUCUCCAAUGAGGAGAUCAAGAGAGCCAUACUGACCAUGGAUGAGCAGGAAGACUUACCCAAGGAUAUGUUGGAGCAGCUGUUGAAGUUUGUGCCAGAAAAAAGUGACGUAGAUCUUCUGGAGGAACACAAACAUGAGUUGGAGCGGAUGGCGAAGGCAGAUCGCUUCCUUUAUGAGAUGAGCAGAAUCAACCACUACCAGCAAAGACUGCAGUCUCUUUACUUCAAAAAGAAGUUUACAGAAAGAAUAGCAGAAAUCAAGCCGAAAGUGGAAGCUCUCAAUAAAGCAUCUAAGGAGGUUCUUCAGAGCAGGAAUCUUCGACAGCUUCUGGAGGUGGUGCUGGCCUUCGGGAACUACAUGAACAAAGGCCAGAGGGGCAAUGCCUAUGGAUUCAAAGUGUCCUCUCUCAACAAGAUCGCUGACACCAAGUCCAGCAUCGACAAGAAUGUCACUCUUCUGCACUACCUGAUUACCAUUCUUGAGCAGAAAUACCCUAAAGUCAGCCUGAUUCAUGAGGAUCUGCACAACGUUCCAGAAGCUGCCAAAGUCAACAUGACUGAACUGGAGAAAGACAUUAACAAUCUGCGCACUGGCUUAAAAAGCGUGGAGACGGAGCUGGAGUACCAGAAGGGUCAGCCUCAGACCCACGGCGACAAGUUUGUGUCUGUUGUGAGUCAGUUCAUCACUGUUGCUGGUUUCAGUUUCUCUGAAGUUGAGGACUCUCUUCAGGAUGCCAAGGAAUUGUUUGAGAAUGCCGUAAAGCACUUUGGGGAGGACGCCACACGUAUGCAGCCCGAAGAGUUCUUUGGCAUCUUUGAUCAGUUCCUACAGGCCUUCAAUGAAGCUAAACAGGACAAUGAGAACAUGAAGCGACGCAAGGAAGAAGAGGAGCGCAGAGCCCGCAUGGAGGCACAGCUCAAGGAACAGCGUGAGAAGGAAAGAAAAGCCCGGAAGGCCAAAGAGAACUGCGAGGAGGAUGGAGAAUUCGACGACCUGGUGUCUGCACUUCGAUCUGGGGAGGUGUUCGACAAAGAUCUAUCGAAGAUGAAGCACAACCGCAAACGUCCCGUCAAACAGAGCGCAGAAAGCAGCAGAGAGAGGCCCAUCACCAAACUCAACUUCUGAGGAAGCUUUGCAUGCGAGCGCUGCCUCCUGGUGGUAGAGCUGAGACAUUACACUUGCGUGCACAAUGCUCUACCACUGUUUAUAACUGGAGAGGAUAUCCAGGCCCCAUUUGUGCUGACUGCCAAAAUACUUCUGAAAGAUUUAUAAAGGCUUUUCUAAACAUGUAAAUCAGUUGACAGUGUUUGUGUUGAAGAUGACAGGAGUUGUGCACCAAGGAAACCGUAGUUCUCCCCACGGAAAGAAUGAGCAGAAAGGGCUACAUGCUUUAUAAAGCAUUAAAAAAACCCGGUGCUGAAAUGUACACCCAUUUUCGUAGUUUUGCUUCCCUGACAACCAUAAACCCUGUUUAUUUCUGUCAGGUCAGAUACUGCAUAUGUUUUUGUCUAUUUUUUGGUAGUGUACAAACUGAACUUUCUAGAAACAGGCCUUGUUUUGCAACGCUAAAAGUCAGUUUUUUGGAAGCAAAAGUGAUAUUUGCCAAUUCUUGGGACUCAAAUGACAAAGUCACUGAUACUUGUAUGGUGUGAUCGGCCUAAGUAGUAAGUAUUUCCUUUUGUUACACUUGUAACUCAAGCACAAGUGAUUGUUUGGUAAUAAAGGGUCCAUUCCAGACCUGUUAAAGCACAAUGCACAAUUUUAGAAAAAAAACUCUUCUAUGAAAUGUUAUUGAAAUUAAAGUGUUUAUUAUAAUCUACCGAUGCCAUGUAUUAAAUGUACUGACAGGAAUUAUAGUGGAAAACAAUAUGCUGAGAUAAAAUUUUGAUUGAAAGUAUAUUGUAGAGACACAAUGUCCUUUUUUUGCGGUUACCAAAAAGAAGAUUCAUUAAAAAGAGCUGUGGAUGCGAAACAUACAUCUUAAGCAAACCAAACUGUCUGCCAUGCAUGUAUAUUCUUGUAAUUUCUUUUGUUUGUGUUUAAGGUUGUAUAUAUGUACAUAUACCCAUUGUUAACUCUUCUGACCAAGGCUUUUUCUUAGUCCUUGACACAAUUUUGUGCUAAUAAUUUUUCCUGUUGAUCAGAUGCCAUUAAACCUUUUUCACUAAUAGUUCUUUGUAAUAUUGUAUUACUUUGUAAUAGUUUCCUUUGUUGGCGGGAUUGUUUCAUUUUCUUUAUUUAAGAAUUCAUUUGGAUGUAAGAUAAGUAAUCAAUAAACAAAACCCUGAGGGUCA